Molecule: messenger RNA, 762 nt
Organism: Drosophila novamexicana
Lineage: Eukaryota; Metazoa; Arthropoda; Insecta; Diptera; Drosophilidae
Product: glutathione S-transferase 1-like
Exons: 1
Coding region: 16-702 (228 amino acids)
Biological process (GO): glutathione metabolic process
Molecular function (GO): glutathione transferase activity
Source: RefSeq, a predicted model, not a curated record
UAAUUGAUUGCGUUGAUGCGUUCCCACACCCACAGCAAGAUGUCGAAGAUCGUGCUAUAUGGAAUUAUUAUGUCUCCGCCGGUUCGUGCCUGUUUACUAACACUUAAAGCACUGGAUCUGCCAUUCGAAUACAAGGAGGUUAAACUUGCCGAAGGCGAGAACCGCACACCGGAAUAUUUAAAGAAAAAUCCACAAGGCACAGUGCCGCUGCUGGAUGAUAAUGGAACUCUUGUAUGGGAUUCACAUGCCAUAUGCAUGUACUUGUGCGACAAGUAUGCCAAGACGGAUGCACUUUAUCCCAAAGAAUUGGUAAAGCGCGCUGGCGUCAAUCAACGUUUGUUCUUCGAUGCCAGUGUGAUCUACAAGGCCUUGUGGAAUGUUAGCAGUGUGUUCUGGAUGAAGGGAAUCACCGAGGUCUCAAAGGAGAAGACCGACAAUGUUCACGAGGCGCUGCGGCUAACCGAGGUUUUGCUGGAUAAGCCAUAUAUCGCGGGAGAUUCGUUGACCAUUGCAGACUUCUGCUGUGGCGCAACUGUCUCAUCGUUGCCAGCUGUUUUCGACAUUGAUCCGCAGCGAUAUCCAAAGAUCACCGCUUGGCUCCUCCGUCUCGGUGAGCUGCCAUACUAUGAGGAAGCCAACAAUGUGGGCGCCAAGCAAUAUGCGACAUUCAUGAGAAGCCAGUGGACGAAAGUUGAGCUGUAAGAGAAUUUGACAGCACCUCGUUGUCUAUGUAUUAUAAAUAAAUUACCAUAUAUUCUCUUA